Molecule: messenger RNA, 5301 nt
Organism: Heterotrigona itama
Lineage: Eukaryota; Metazoa; Arthropoda; Insecta; Hymenoptera; Apidae
Source: the annotation of a GenBank genome assembly
AUGAGUGGAGGGAGGAAGAGUAAGAGGAGGCUAGAGUGGGAGAAUGCAAAUAAUGGAAGCGAGGGCACGUGAUCGUUGAACACGGUUUCUGAUUGGUUGAAAGGAAUCAGCGCUGCUUUCCCUCUCGGCUCGACGCCCGUUCGCGUUGCCCUUCUUCCGAGGUUUCGUGCAGCUGCCCGCUCAGAAUAGUUCCAGAUGUGGCCAUGUUUAGUUUGAUCUUUGAAGUUUUCGCUCAUCGUCUCAUAAACUGAUACAUUUUUAUACAAUCUGCUGACAGUAAUACGCUCUGUCCGACCAUCGUACUUUUUCGCCUGCCUGCGACUAGUCUCGUUCAUAAAUAACAUAAUUCUUCUUUCGCUGAGAUAAAUAAUCUGAGAGUACGCGAAACUAUACACGGAGAGACGUUAAAAACGCUGUUGUCAAUCCAUCCAGGACGUACGAAUCGCGUCAAGCGCGUGCAUCAGAAACAUUUUCUUUUUUUUUUCCUUUUUUUCUCUUGAUCGAAUUCAACACAGACGCACGUCUGAUUAAUUCGCAGUUCUUUGAAAAGGCGAGACGAGGAAAUUAUUUUGUCGCUCCCUUUCUCUCUCUCUCUCUUCCUCUCACACGUGCUCUCUCCGAUAAAUUUUCAAUCGGAAAAAGGGAGCAUCGUUAUCAGACACACGCGGGGAAUCGUCAAAGUGGAAACUACAUCUUUUUGCGUUAUACUCGGCGAGAAGCUUCGAGUUGCAUCAUCGAGGAGAAAAAGCUUUUUUUUCUUUUUCUUUCUUUUCCAUCCGAUUGUUACGGGAUCUUGAAAAAAGAAAAAAGCGACGGAAACACAAAAUCGCGUGUUUCUUAUCGAGCUCGGCUCUUAUCUUUGUGUUUUAACUUUGAUGUUCAAGAGCGUAACGGGAAAAAAAGAAAUAGCUCGGAGACGCCUGUAAGCGAGAGGCUUAUCGUCGGUCGGCCAUAUGCCACGUCAGGUCAGAAUGACGUCGCAGUGAAUUCAGGCACGCGAUUAUAUUGCAAGCAAAGAGCCAUCGAGUGUGGUCGCGUCAAUCGAUCGAAUGAUCAUCGUCGGGCCACAGUGCUAUAUCAUACGGUACAAAACACGAUCGAUCGGGACAAAACAAUGGCAUUAGAGAGUGUUUCCGCGGCCGAGACUCUAAUCCAAAGCAAUGAUGAUAAUGACUUGGAAGAUGGGGAAAUUCCAUCCGAUGAAGAUGAUGAGCCUCUACCACCACCAAUACAUAAUGAGGUCAAUAAAAGUGCAUCAAAAGCAGAUGUACAGAAAAAUAAAACUUUUGAUUCUAAAUUUAAUAAAAAUAAAAAAUCAAGUGUUCAAGGAAGUAGCAAGCAUGAUAGAUUUUUAAAAUACAAAAAUCCUUCAGAAGAUUGGGCAGGAGAUGUAGAAAAAGCAAUUAGGGCAGCAUUGGAAGAAGAUGGUGCUAGAAAUCAAGAUUCCAAAUCUAAAAGUAAAAAUAAUAGAAAUAAGAGUAGAAAAAGAAUAAGGGAUGAAAGGGAGGAGGACCGUAAUAAAGAUCAAAAGAGAAGAAAAGUGAGCGAUGAUGAAAAUGUUAAUGAAGAUGACGAUGAAAUGUUAUUUGUUAGGGGUGCUUCACCUAUUAGGAAAGAUUCGCAAGAGAAUAAUUCUCCAAGACAUUCAAACGAACAUGAAAAUUUUGAUAGUAACUCAGAUUAUGAUGAGAGGCCUAAUGUAAAUCGACAUAGAGAUAAUGAUAAUAAACGCAGUAAUUCGAGAGGAGGUGGCGGUGGAGGAGGACGUAGAGGCGGUAAAAACGAACGUGGCGGUAAAAAUAAAACCCGUGGGCAAAUGCGAAACGAUAGAAAUGGACGGAGAAAUCAAAAUAUCGAUCAUAAUCAAGAUCCAGAUGCUAUAUGCGUUUAUUACAUGCAAGGAAAGUGUCACAGAGGAGACGAUUGUCCCUUUUCACACAAUGCUUUGCCACCACGAAAGAUGGAACUAUGCAAGUUUUAUCUCAUGGAUUGUUGUGCAAAGAGAGAUAAAUGUCUUUAUAUGCAUCAUGACUUUCCAUGUAAAUUUUUCCAUACAGGAUUAAAAUGUAAUCAGGGAGAAAAUUGUAAAUUUUCUCACCAACCUUUAAACGAACAGGUGAAAGGAAUUUUAUUAAAACACUUAGAAACAGCACCAAAAGAAAUUCUUGGAGAUUUUCCGCGUUUAAGUAGAGAAGGAGCAAUGUUAAUGAUAAAUAAUACAGCAAGAACACUGGCACAAGGUCAAGAAAUUACAAAUCAAAAAAUUCCGAGUCUUUUUGAACUCAAUAUAUCAGCACCAACUAGUACUACAGAAAAGAGUAACGAAAAAGAAGAAAAAGAAGAACAAACGCAGCAACAGCAGAAAACAGUUAGAGAGAGGAAAUCAUCAGGGAAAAAAACUCGUUGGGGUUCUGACGAAGAUAGAGUUCCAUACGAACAAAUCAUGCUGCUGCAAUCAUCAGCCAAUGAGCUUGGUUUGCAACUUCCUAAUGUCGCGUUGGGUUUAGCAACUCAACAACAUCUGCAGAAACCUUUAGUACCCCAAUCUAUGCCAAAUAUGGAUUUUUAUACCGAAGCUAAUAACAUCGAAUCAAACAAAACAAAUUUAAUCAAAACAAGGGACAGAGAAGAUUUUACAAAAGAUGCAAAAAAGAAAGAUACAUCAUUACUUGAAAAUUCGAAAGACAUAGAUUUAAGACAGUUGUUAAAAGCAAAAAAGCCUCCACCUGUUGUUAGUAUAGCUGAUGAAGUAGCAAAUCUUACUAAAUCUAAGUUCGACGAGGAAAGUGAUCAAGAUGAAGAGACAGAUCUUGUUAUAGAAAUGCCAACAGAAGAUGACGAUAAACAGAAAGAUAAAGGUACAGAACAAGAAGAAACAAAUAUUGCAAACGAAGGAACUAAUAAUCACCGUGAUACUUCUUCACCAUGUGCGGAAGAACAAGAAGUACCAACUCAUCUACCAAAGAAGGCACAGGAAUUGUUCAUGCGUAUUCAGCAACAGCAACGGGCGGCUCAAGAUAGUUUUAAAAAUAUAGAAAACGAGUGCUCUGCACGAAAUACAGAUCAAAUUUUGGAAGACUGGUAUUCAGAUGACGAAGAUGACGACGACGACGAUGAAAGUGGAAAUCUUACGAUAGUUCUUUCCAAUAAAGAUACGUCGAAAGAGGAAGGUGAAUCUGCAGAAAAAACACAGAAUAUCGUGAUUAAAGAAGAAUUUCAAACUGCACCUUCUGCUCCUACUAUACCUCAACCAGCAGCUAUCGUAGACAAACUUGGAGAUCUAAGUAAAAUUGACAUUAGCGCCGAAGUAUCAAAACUACUAUCGUCAAUAAAAGCAACAACGGGUAAAUCUUCCCAACAAAAUAUAUCGGAUUAUUCUUCAAAAGCUAAAUCCUCGCCGGACAGAAUAUCAUCGGACGAAUCAAAUAUCCAAAGUACAUUCAAUACUUCGAAUCAGUUAUCAAAAAUUGAAAACGAAACAUCGAGUCCACGUUCCUCCCCUGGAACAAGUUCUGUACCUAUUUCCAGAGAUCCUCGUAUGUCUCGAGAUCCCAGACAACGUAGAGACGAACAAAAAUCAAGCAGUCCUAACAGAAUAGACAGCAAGAAGGAAUCUAAGCAUCUUAGAUUAGAAACAAGUAUCUAUAGUUCUGGUAUUACUGCCGUUGAUACUAAUAUGGACACCGAUCUCCGAACUAAGACCGAUCAAGAUCUUCGAAGAAAAGACAUGGAUUUCAGGCAACAAUUUCAAACCAGUUUUGGAGAUACUGAUCUUCGAGUUGUCGGUGCAGGAUUCACCGAUACAUCCACCAAGUCCGAUGUAGAUUUGCGACAAAUGUUGAGCUUACCGUUUAAACCCGCACCGUCGCACGUACCUUGUACGGAAAUCGACGCAAGUAUAUCUUCGCACCCUCCAAUGACAUACAAAGUAUACGUCGUUGACAUACCAAGACCCGACUAUACGGGUCUCAAGCUCACUAAGAAUGAUGCACAGGUAAAAUACGAUCCACGAUUGCGUAAAAUUUUUAGAAUUGGCAAAAUUGAAUUGGCCGAUUCUCCUAUGUCUCCGCCGCCAAUUAAAAUGGAUACUCCUAAAUCACCUCCACAAGUUCGAUCCGAUCCACGUCGAAAAGCUCUCGAGGCUUCCAAUUUAUCUUCUCAAAAUGCGAAUACUUCCAUGAUGAAGAACGUUCAACAAUCACCAAUGGAAAUGUCGAGCAUAGGAAUGGGUCCUGGUGGUAUGGCUGUUUCUCAAGGUAUGCCUGGAUCACAGGGAAUUCAAGGAGGACAAAGCAUGAUGCCAAUGGGGCCAAAUCCGAUGCUUGGAAACAUGGGUCCUAUAGGACCUAUGAUGAACGCACCGAUGGGUCCCCAAAACAUACCACCAAUGGGUAUGACAGGAAUGUCCAAUAUGCCUCCAGGAAUGACUAUGAACGGACCAGUUGUGCCUCAGAAUCAGAUGAACUUCGACCCACGUUUUAACGUUCAACGCAACAAUGGAGCUGGGUUGUUAGGCCCAGCACCUGGUGUAGGCUUUGGGCCAGAUGUUAAUGCCUCAUACGACGGUGCACCAACAUACUCCAGUGGUAAUUUUAAUAAUUUUGGUCCCGGUCCUACUCCAGUGCCUCCAGACUCUAGUAUGAUGGGAUUCAAUCCAAAUGGUCCGAAUCCAAACUUUGGUAUGGAGGGACCCGAGUGGAAUGGAGCAAAUCAAAAUAGACGUGGUGGGCGAAUCAGGCGACGAAAUCGAAAUAGGACCAAUAUCGUGACUAAUAAUUAAGGCAAUAAGCAAUUUCAAAUAGGUACAUAAGCAAAGUACCUGGUGAUAAUUCUCAUUGUAAUUUAAAUUUGUACAGCGUGCAUUAGCGAGAUAAUGCAUUCAUUUAUGGUGGUCCACAUUAAUGAUUUUUUGAUUGUGUCAAUCGUACAUGGUGUCAAAUGCUCGCUAGCGGUUAAAUAGCAAAAUAUAAAUUUAAACUAUUUGAAGAAAAAUAUUAAAAAUUGUACAUGAAUUACACACUUGGAAGCAUUUCUUUACAUAAAAUAUAAAUGUCAAUGAACGGUGUAAGUAAUGCUCAUAAUUAUGUGACAUUCUAUAUUUUAUUUAAAAAAAAUAUAAAUAAUAUCAUAUACAUGAGAAAUAUAUAUCUAUUAUGUUAUGAAUAAUAGCAAAUGAAAUUUUCAACGGAAUUAUGUAUCUGUAUAUAUUGAACAUCUUUAUCCAUUUAAAAAGACAUUUAAUAUAUAAGAUAUGAUGAAUGAAAAAUCGUUCGAUUUGUUCUUUUCUUUUCUUUUUUUUUU